This is a messenger RNA of Colossoma macropomum (tambaqui), 3224 nucleotides long. RefSeq names its product tumor necrosis factor receptor superfamily, member 9a (gene tnfrsf9a). Gene Ontology annotation, cellular component: external side of plasma membrane. The coding region runs from base 43 to 933 and encodes 296 amino acids. The transcript has 9 exons. Gene Ontology annotation, molecular function: signaling receptor activity; cytokine binding. The record is from RefSeq and is a predicted model, not a curated record. Lineage: Eukaryota; Metazoa; Chordata; Actinopteri; Characiformes; Serrasalmidae. Gene Ontology annotation, biological process: regulation of cell population proliferation.
UAUCACUGCUGCACUGUAGAGCUUCAUCUUCAGUCAACAGACAUGCACCUCAUCCUGUGGAGUCUGUGUCAUGCUCUGCUCAGUGCCAGUCUGUUUCACACCAGUGUGAGAACAGAGGAUGGCUGUGCUGACUGGAGACUGUCUGAUAAUGGAAUCUGCUGUGAAGCGUGCCAUCCAGGGAACCGCUUUGUGAAGCACUGUGGAGAAGACCGUAAUCAGCUUUGUAAGCCUUGUGAUCCUGACACUUUUUUAAACCACCCUAAAAAGCCCUACUGUAACAGAUGCUCUCAGUGCAUAGACCCGAGGGUCGUAGUGAAAAACUGCACCCCCAGUUCUGACACUGUGUGUGGCUGCAAGGCUGGGCUCCGCUGUGGAAACUCACAAUGCUCUUACUGUGUAGAUGAGUGCAAAAAAGGCGAGGAACCAACAGAAGAACGGACUUGCAGGAAAUGUCCCCAGGGAACAUUCAAUGACCAAAUCCACAGCAAAUGCAAACCUCGGAGAACAAGUUGUCCUGAAGGACAGGAACUUGUGUCCAUAAGUGAUGCAUCUCUUAACAAUGAGUGCAAGCUAAAGGCCUCCACUUUGGCCCCUGCUCUGAUAACACCAUUGGAAUACAACACAGUGGAACCCUUAAAGACGAAAAUAGAGAAAAAAGAUGACACUUUCUGGCUACUAGCUGGAAUCGCUGGAUUCAUUUUUGUUCUCAUCUGUUUUGUAAUUUUAUACCUGGGGUUUGCUUAUCAAAGAGCAAAAAACAUGACCAAUACCGAGACCAAGGACCUGCGGCCAGAAACCCUUCCUCCAGAAGAGCUGAGGGUUAUGAUUAUGGAGCAUGAUGAUGCAUGCAGCUUCCGCCAGCCCGAGCAGGAACAAGGAGGAAGCUCCGAGUCUCUCAGCACGCAGGACUCCGAUUCCAAGCUCAUACUGUGAGCUUCAUGGAUAACGCCUAGAUUGUUUGUUAAUACUCAACUGAUUGGGAGCAGGCUCCUGGUGCUGAAGCUGUUUCGAAUCCAUGAUGCCCAAUUUAUCUGUUGGAUUGAUGGGGGUUAGAAACUUCGGACAGUUUCUUUCCACAGUCUGGGCUUUUGGCCUAUUUUGAUGACCAUAGGAUGAAGACAAAACUACCAGAACAUGUGAGAAGGCUUGCUAACAAAACUGGACGUGAGCAGCAGCAUUUUUAUUUAUGAGAAAAGGCCUGGAAAGGACAAACGUUUUGAAUGGGAAACUUUACAGAUGCUGAAACUGCUGCAACAAGAACAAAUGUGCAAGAACACCUACAUUUAUCAGUGAAGAAGGAAGCUUAUAAGAGACUUGAACAACGCUACAGGUUUACAUUGUUGCAUAUAGUUGUAAAGUGCACAAAGUGAGAGCCAGAAACAGACUAGCUUCUCAGCCAUGUAGGAGUGUAGAAUGUGAACCACAACUACUGACACUUCGCAUCGGAGUGGGUGUCACCUACGAUCUACUGCGUCACAUUUACAGGUCGCAGGCUUCUUGAAAUACCCUGGUGGGCUUCCCCCAGUUUCCUGUUGCAAAUGGCACUAUUUUAAAUGUCUCAUUCGAGAGAUUAAGACUGGCUCAGGGGGAGGAUGAUUGAGAAACGGUUAUUUUUUUACCUCAUAAAAUUCCUGGCACUGAAUUAGCAAUUGCCUGUUUCUUAUUUCUGCAAUGGUGAUUUUGUAAGCUUUUCUUAUGAAAUGCAACAGGUAUUUUAAUAUAACAAUUACAGACAAGCUGGUGUUGCUAAUGUAAAUACAAUACUGAUGACAGAAACUGUAAAUAUGAAAAUGUAUCGCAUUGUAUUGGUGUGUGGAAGAGCAGAAGGGAAGUUUAAAUUUCCUGUAAGCAGAAAUGGUGGGAGCACAUGUGUUCUCUGCAGGGUUUCCCCUGAAGGGACUUCCUUUCUAGGCCAUAGGGAAGCAUAGGAGUGGCAAGGAUUUCAGAAGAGUUAAGCAAGAGAGUACCUUUGACCUUACAAAACAUUAUAUAGCUGACUCAUCCUAGGCCGUUAAGGUAUAUUAUCCCUGACACUAUGUUGUGACAGCAUGUCGAAGAAUAAUACUCAGCAGUUUUGUCAUAUUUAGACUUUCCAGUGACUCACAGGGAGUUUACACAUGAAGUAGCCUGUGCGUGUUUUGAAAUCUGAAAUAGUUUGAAGAACGUGUGACUCAUGUGAGGAUAAAAUUCCACGUAUCUUCUAUUUGUAGUCAUCUGCUCUUAAGUGUACAUUCUUUAGGGAUGAGUAGCAAGUGUGAAUCACACGAGGUUACAUUCUUUUGUUGGCUCUAAAUCAGUGCUGAACUGGUUUAGCUUAGAAAGUUCUCCUCUUGCUGGUUUUACAUGGGAAAAUGCACUUUGUAUAGUUUGUCUUCACGUGAAGCAGCAAAUUCCAGGUAAUAAGUGAAUCUGACAUCUCAUCUUUGCCCACAGUUCAUAAGGACAUAAACCACUAACUGUUUAUCCUAAUAACACAGACCUGCAGGCCAGAAAGAAUUAGGGGAACUCUAGGCAGCUAACAACACCACGUGGAAAAACCCAGAGAAUCCUGUAGUGAAGGUUAGCUGGCCAGGGUGGAACUGUCCACUCAAUGUUUGUCGCUCAUCAAAAGGUCAGCAACCUGGCAUCACAAACUAAAUUUAGGCGGUCAGGGAGAUAACAUGCUGGUACAUGGUAAUGAUUAUUGUUACAGGGACAUUACAAUUUCUUCAGUUUUAGUGUUGAACUUUGACACAAGCAGUGCUUCCUUUUAUACUCUAUGCUGAUGUUGCUAUAAAGUGUAAAAAUCUACAGUUUGUGAGCAAACUUGUUUGUGCAAUACUACUUCCCUGUUAAAUAAAAUGACAAAUCAUGUUAACCAUUUUACAGAAGUUAUGAAGUACACAAUUUUUCCUUAUUAUUGUUAUCUGUUAAAACUUCUGAACAGUUUUUGUUUUCACACGAAGUACAAAAUUCCAAGUGAAUUUUAGUGGUAACCAAAAUAAAAAUAAGCUACUACUUUACAGCUUCCAAGCUACCGCUUCACUCUAUGCUAGGAAUAUAAGUUUUAUUUUGAGACAAAUCUUUUAAAGAGGUGCUUCCCACAGCUUCUGUCACAGAAAAUACUUCGCAUUUUGAGCAAUAAAUGAAGGAAACAAAAUUCUACUUUCACUAAGCAUAAAAAUAAAACAGAUAAAACAUAUAUAGAGCUGCAAGGUGUUACAUUAUUAAUGCCUCUACUUUAA